GAUGGCGGAAGGUGGAACUUCCUGUUCUGACCGGGGCGCCAGUUUAGUGUGUGUCGAAAACUACGGAGUGGUUGGCUGGUGAAUGACGAUCAGAGUAUCGGAAAAGGUGCUCUCAUUGCUAUUUGGGUUUGUGGGCGGGCAUAGAAGAAGGCGAUAAAACCGAGGUUGUAGCCGAGGUGAACAGGAAGAAGAAGGGAGAAGGAGAAAGAGAACGAGCCGGAGAAAAGCGUAAGGAAGGUGCCAGUGACCGGAGGAUGGAAGCGGAGAAGAUGGAUGAGAAUGAAUGGCGAUAUCACGGGGAGGGCAACAAGAGCCUCGUCGUCUCCCACAGACAGCAUUGCAUAGUACUGCGCUUCUUGAAAUUUCCUCCAAACCGAAAUAAGACACCAGAAGAAAUAUCUCAUCAUCUUCAGAACAUAGUGUAUUUUGGCAAACACAUCAUGAAGCACUUUUUUGGGGAGAAAUAUGUUCAUCAUGGGGAAGUUGUCCAGCUGUCUUUGGACUUUGUGAAACAACUUUGCUUAAAGAUCCAGGCAGAGAGGCCAGAAUCACGCUGUGAUAAAGAAAUGGAUGUUCUUAGUGGUUAUGCUUUGUGCCUUCCUAAUCUCACCAGGAUGCAUUUUGUUGAACAUCGUCCUAAACUUUGUAUAGAAAUUAAGCCAAAAUGCGGAUUUCUCCCCUUUUCCAGUCAUGUUUCACAAGAUAUAAAAUAUAAAGUUUGUCGUUACUGCAUGCACCAGCAUCUAAAGGUAGCAAAAGGAAAAUGGAAACAUCUAAGUAAAUAUUGUCCGCUAGAUCUGUUUUCAGGAAAUAAACAGCGAAUGAACUUCGCCUUGAGAAACCUAUUAUAUGAAGCACAGAAUAAUUUAAAAAUAUUUAAGAACGGUGAAUUAAUUUAUGGCUGCAAAGAUAAUGAGGAUUCUCCCUCUGAUUUGAAUGAACUUGCUUGCCACCUGAAACCUUUCUUCUUUCCUUCAAACGGCCUGGUCAGUGGGCCUCAUUGUACAAGGACAAUUCUGAAAGAGUUGAUCCAUGUAAUAACAACAAUUCUACUGAGUAAUACAGAAACCUGUAAAGCAGGUGAUUUGAAGACAGUUCCCAGCUCACAAGGAAGGAGUUAUUGUGAAGCCAGUGCUUUCAGUAAAGAGCUAGGGCGGAAUGCUAAAAACAAAAUAGAGACCUCUGGCUUGCCAAAGGGAUGUCUCCUUUACAAAACACUUCAGGCUCAAAUGUUGGAUACACUGGAUAUAGAAGGGGUUUAUCCUUUGUACAACAGAGUUGAACAAUACUUGGAAGAGUUUCCCAAAGAGAGGAACAUACUACAGAUUGAUGGGCCUUAUAAUGAAUCAUUCUAUGAGAAGUUAUUAGAUCACUCAAGUGAGGAUGAUGGAACAAUAACAUAUGCAUUGACAAAGGUUCAGCAGUAUAGAGUUGCAAUGACAGCAAAGGACUGUUCCAUAAUGAUUGUGCUUUCACCUUGUCAACAAGAUGAAUGCUCUGAGCAGAGGCCAGUGGUUGUAACAUCAAAAUCAAGAUUCACCUUUUCAGUUUCUGUCCUGGAUUUAGACCUGAAGCCAUAUGAAAGCAUUCGUCAUCAAUAUAAGCUUGAUGGGAAGAUAGUGAACUAUUACCUGAAGAGGACACAAGCCAAAGAUGACUCAGUAAUGUCAAAUCUUUUAAAAGAAAAUGAAGACUGCACACUAGUCCUCCAUAAAAUGUAACUGGCUAAAUAUUUAACACAGAGGAAAAUUAAGUUAUGUUUAUUUUAUUAUUUUCAGUUGUGCUUUCAAUUUAUCUACCUUUCAGAAACACAAAAAAGUCCCGAGAUUGCCUUGAAGAAUGCAUUUAUUGUGAGAGAUAUGUACUAUUAGUUUGAAUGAAAUGACUAUUCUAUGACUGUAGAAGAGAAUUUGAUUGUUCAAAUGCGGAAAACCAGUAUCCUUAUUAAAAUUCUAAAUGCAGCUAUAACUAUAUAUGAAUUGCUGAGUACCACUUGUCUAAAAUAAAUAAGGUGAUCUGAUCAAAUUCCAAUAUUUUUGAUUAGAAAUAAUUCUAGAUUCUUAAUACUUCUUAGACUGCUGCUUGCAUAUGUAUUGUCUCUUAUGUUCAAAGUGAUCUUAUGUAGUUGUUCUCCGAAUUGUUCAAAACUUAUUAAAAAGAUUUAAUGUAUAAAGAACCCCCCCUUUCUUGAAUAAUGAUAAAAACAGUUAGCUCCCUUAUUAAAAAGGAGGUUUUAGAAAUUAUGUAAUGUAAACAGUUACUAUUAUAAUUAGCUAUUUUCAGCAAUUCUCUGCAGCAUAUGCCUCAUUAAUAUCCUUUUCAGUUGCCUAAGCCAUUCUGAAGUUUCAGUGGGUAACAAUUGAGAAGUUCAAAAUAUUCCCAUGAAUUUUCUCAAUAAUUGUUCUUUAUUUUUCUGCCUGCAUUUUUGCUUGACUUCUCUUUAGACCUUCAACAGUAGCCAUUUGCUUUGCUAGGGCAUACAAGUUCAGUAACAAUUGGAUUUUUUUAUCCUGAGCUCAACAUUAUUGAAGUAUUAAAUGUUCUCAGCAAAGGGGGAAUCUCUCUGUCUCUCUCUGCAAGGGUUGUUAGGUCUUUUUUUUAGACAAAGGAUUCUUACAUGCUGUAAAAAACUUGAAACCAAAACUGCUUCAGCUAUUGAAAAAUUGCUGGAUUGGAGCCAAAGGUGUCUUGCACCAGAGAAAGCUGUACAUCACAGGCUCUCGGAAUUACGUUAGUGAUGCAAAAUCCUGUAGAUGUGAUUUUGGUGGGAUUGAUAGUUAAGAAGUGGGCAAGAAGAGUCUUCUCCCACCCCUGCCCUCCUUUAUUUAAGAACAAGUUCUUCCAUUGCUUCUUUGAUGCAUACCACUUUUUACAGCCUGGCCUUUAGUGGCACAAUCUUAACUUUUGAUGUUCAUUGACUAUAUCAUCACUAAAACAUUUAUCUGUUGGAAAGUAUCCCUAAAAAACUAUAAUGAUAUUUUGUGUGGAUUCCAAUUCAUUUGCUAUUAUGAUAUUGUUUAAUGUUAAUAUUUAUGAGUAUCUCUCAUGAGUUCUGCUCCUAGAUCUAUUAAGUAAAAAAAUACUGUAUUUUAUGAUAUUUAUUUGCCUUAAUUCUAAAUCUUGUCCUCCUAAGUUUGUGGGCUGCAAGUGAGUUGAUGUUAGGUAAGGGCAUAGUUCUGAAAUGUGAUUUGAAUCUAAUAAAUUUGUAAUCCACAAUUAAAUGAACACAACUUUUAAACUUAUUGGUAACUGUGAAUGUUGCUAAAAUUGUUCAAAAACAUUUUAUUGAAAUAUUCACAUAAUACAAAGCAUUUUUCAGAAAGGCUACCAUUCUUAAAGCAAAUUAAUAGUAACUAGAGAUAUGCAAAGCAUUUCACAUUUCAAAAUGUUUUGAAAUAAUAAAUGACACAAACAGCUGUGCAGCAAUGGGUAUUUGAUUUGUAUAGGUAUCACCUGCAAUGUGCAAUCAGCAAUCGAUCAAAUUCUGCAUCUAGAAAAUGCAUAUAGGGCAAGAUAAGCUACAAAUCUUGCAUAAUGCUGUUUUGCUCACUGUUCUAUGCAAAUCUUUGUGGCAUUCCAUAUGUGAAUCCCAAACUUACCUCCAGAAAACAAAAUUUAUAAUCUUGAGUAGAAAUUCCAAUUUUCUGCAAGAUAGAACAAUUUUGGGUUGGGCUGACAUAGUAAGCUGCUAAGUUUAAUUAAAGCUGCAU
This is a messenger RNA of Pseudonaja textilis, 3710 nucleotides long. The record is from RefSeq and is a predicted model, not a curated record. NCBI's taxonomy places the organism in Eukaryota, Metazoa, Chordata, Lepidosauria, Squamata, Elapidae.